Molecule: messenger RNA, 2430 nt
Organism: Musa acuminata AAA Group (dessert banana)
Lineage: Eukaryota; Viridiplantae; Streptophyta; Magnoliopsida; Zingiberales; Musaceae
Product: probable protein phosphatase 2C 59
Exons: 4
Coding region: 566-1090 (174 amino acids)
Biological process (GO): peptidyl-threonine dephosphorylation
Molecular function (GO): protein serine/threonine phosphatase activity; cation binding
Source: RefSeq, a predicted model, not a curated record
AUAUAUUGCUAAUUAGAUCUUCGAUUUAGUCAAUUAAACUUAAUUAAUUAUACUUUAACGCUCAAUUAAAGUUAUUUUUCUUGAGACAUGUGUAUUUAUUUAUCUAUUUAUUUUCGGUACCAAAUGGAGACCUAAGCAUAUCCAUUCAUACAUUUUAACUUCUACUCAAAACCCACCGCCUACCCCCCACCAUUAAUCCGUUGUUUCCUCCCUCGACGUUUCUUCCCCGUUGCCAGCGAUCGAAACCAGUGCUCGGCGUCUCCUCUCUCUCUCUCUCUCUGUCUCUCGGUGAAGGAUCUCUUCAUCUGCCCUCUUUUCUUUUUGGAGUUCGAGAUUGCUUCCGUUGAUCGACGUGGUAAACGUUUGUGGGGGGGAGGGGGUAUCGGAUGUCGAUUGCAGGGGGUGAAUUUGGUCGCGGUGGGGAUCGACGGCUGAUUCGAGUGUGAGGAAAUCGGGCAUGGGUUUCUUUCCAGGCUGAUUGGAUCGGCCUUCUUGUUUCGGUGGUUUCGGUGGGAUCUUCCCUCACUUUGAUCUUUGUUUGGGGGGCGAAUAUUUCGGAGGGAAGAUGGGGUAUUUGAACUCCAUCAGUGGGCUUCAAGCAGACGGUGCUCCGGUCAGCGGGGGAGGACUCAGUCAAGAUGGGAAGUUUGGUUAUGGGUAUGCAAGCUGUCCGGGGAAAAGAUCUUCGAUGGAAGACUUCUAUGAGACGCGAAUUGACAGCGUUGAUGGAGAAAUUGUUGGCUUGUUUGGGGUCUUUGAUGGUCAUGGCGGUGCCCAAGUAGCAGAGUAUGUUAAACAAAACCUCUUCAGCAACUUACUCAGGCAUCCAAAGUUCAUUACCGAUACAAAAUCAGCUAUAGCUGAUGCAUACAACCACACGGACGCAGAAUUUUUGAAAUCUGAGAACAGCCAGAACCGAGAGGCGGGUUCAACUGCAUCAACAGCUGUCCUUGUUGGUGAUCGUUUGCUCGUUGCAAAUGUUGGGGACUCUAGAGCUGUCAUAUGUAGAGGAGGAGAUGGUAGGCCCCUCAUCCUUAAAUCAGUUCUCUUAUCAUCAAUUAUGUGUAACGGAUUUCUGUACUUAAUCUAGAACUAAACCGGCUCAAUUUAGAUGGAGUUUACUGCAUUUUUUUUUACUAACUGUAUUCUGACAACCCAACCUAUUUAAGAGCAAUAUUUAGAAUGUGACACCAGUGACAUCUAGGUUCUUAGGAUAUAUGUAGGUUCUAGACCAACAAAGUUUUUUGGCCUUCUCUUGAUCCUGCCAAAUGCUAUAGUAGCUCUGUGUGUCUCUGGUGUACUGAACACAUUGAAACAAAUAAUCAUAUAGUUUCAGAUUCUUCAAAAAUAUAGUAAUAUAAAAAAGUAUAGACAGGAAGGAGAAAGAGAACAUAUUCCUGUUUGGAUUCACAGAAUUUAAGCCUGAAAUUGGAGAAUUGAACCUGCGAAAAAAUCUUCAGAAAUGGCUGAAACUGCACACUUAUGGUGAUAAAUGAGGAUUUAAAUUGUUGAUGAUGGAUGAGGUGCUAAAGUUCAUUACGCUCUCGUAUUGCAUGUACUCUUUUUGAAAUGAGAUUUGAAGAUUAAUAGUUUACUAGCAAGUUAAACAGGAUUGGAAACUUAAUAUUAAGUUAUCCAAUUUUUACACAGCAUUAUUUAAAGAAUAAUAAUCACUUUUUUAUGCUACUUCUAUAAGCCAUUGCACUUAAUGUCUUUAUGACUUAUCGAUGCUACAGUGGUUUCAUAGCUACAUACUUUUGGUGAAAUUGUAUACUAAUAGUUUAGUCAUGUUAUCUUGUCUUUAAUGUAUGAUCUAAGAACUAUUUUUUGUUCAUCGCUUGAGUGUUGUUCCUUGAUGAAACUUUCCAUUUAGCGCUGUACAUAGUAGGUUUUGGUACCACUUUAGAUGUAUGACAUGUCUUGGAAUCUACAAAUGGGAUUUUUAUUGGUGUGAUUUAUUAUUCUACGGUCUUUUAUCCUCCAGUCCACAUUUUGUUGGUUAUAUUUCUUGCAUUCUGGAAUUGACCCUUGUCAAAACCAUCUAAUCGUAGACUUCGACGAUCGGGAGUUUAACUAUUCACGCCAAUGACAAAACAGGAUGACAAUGGAAGUUGAUGUUUCCUUAAUCCUGAAGCUUGUCAUAAGCAUAUUUCUCCAUUAUUUGUUUUGUUCAGUGUUAAAGAAUAUAUUUUUUAUAUGGAACUUUAGGUAGAUAUUAUUGUGUCUCCAUUAUUUUUUCUUGCCAAAUUUACAUAUUUUUUAUCAAAAAUCAUCCCUCAUGUAUGUAGAGCUUGGUAUUUAACAUUUUACAUAUUUCCAUAAUCAUUAUCCGUGAUCUACCAUUUGCUUUUGUUUGGAUGUUUGCUUGCCCAUUUGUUCAUCUCAUGGUUCAAUUACUAUAUGUGGUCAUCUUUAGUUUGAGAUUAUUGC